UGCAAAAAGAAUGCCCUACUCGCUUAUCCUUCUCCUUUUGCCUCCAUAAAAGAUAACAGAAGGCCAGACCGAAUUCUUGGGAAUUCGUUCUGGACUAAGAUUAUUUGCUCUUUAUGUUACAGCGGUGCUGGGAAAGUAUAAUUGACGAUAAAUCUUCGUGUUAUAGUAUCCGUACUUGCAGCUAUUGCCUGCGUUCAGAGAAAUCCAUUCUUGGCUUAAGCUUACAUACAGAUUCUGUUGAUUCUGUGCUGGCAGAAUUGCAAGCAACGUACAGUCUGUUUUCUAAACCAUGGUGAUUCAUUAAACAGCUGCAGCAAUUUUUCUAGGUGCGGGCAUUCGCAUGUUUAUACUUAGAGGAAGAACUACCACACUUCUCAGUUUUGGAGGUGUAUAAUUGUUUAUAAGCUAAGGUUCAUACAUAACCUGAUUUGGGAUCUAAAUAUGGCUUCUGAUCUCAAAGGAAUAGUUGUUGUGAUUAUGGGUGUCAGUGGUGCUGGGAAAUCCACUAUAGGUGAGUUGCUGGCAAAAGCUAUGAAUUGCAGUUUUCAUGAUGCUGAUGAUUAUCAUCCACUAUCAAAUAAAGAAAAGAUGCAGAAAGGAAUCCCUCUUUCAGAUGAAGACAGGAUUCCUUGGCUUGAAACAUUAGGGAAUACCUUACGUGAGAGGUUAGUCAGUGAAAAAAGUGUGAUUCUCGCGUGUUCUGCUCUUCAGAGGCGAUACAGAGACAUUCUCAGAUCUGCGGACCCAAAUUAUGUGGCGGGAAGCCUUACCGGUGUGGUAAAGUUUGUUUUGCUGGAUGCUGGGAGUGAGGUGCUCGCUGCUCGUUUAGAGAGAAGAGCUGCAGAAGGCAAGCAUUUCAUGCCAGCUGAGCUUUUGCAAUCUCAGUUAGACUUGCUUCAGAUAGAUGAAUCCGAAGGAAUAUUAAAGGUAGAUGCCACUCUCAGUCCACAGACUAUUGUAAAUAUCAUAUACACCUGGAUAUUGUAAGAAUCUGUAAAGAGUCUCUCCCACAAUCCAUGGGGUCUUGGCUUUGUUCAGCAUCUGAUCCGAAAGUAUUCCCAGGAAUGAUUUUUUUAAACUGUCACCAUAUAUUUGGGGAACAAGAUGAUUAAAGUCGUGCAUUUGGUGCAUGACAGGAGA
This is a messenger RNA of Juglans microcarpa x Juglans regia, 1140 nucleotides long. RefSeq names its product gluconokinase. Gene Ontology annotation, cellular component: cytoplasm. Bases 442 to 987 code for a protein of 181 amino acids. NCBI's taxonomy places the organism in Eukaryota, Viridiplantae, Streptophyta, Magnoliopsida, Fagales, Juglandaceae. The record is from RefSeq and is a predicted model, not a curated record. The transcript has 7 exons. Gene Ontology annotation, molecular function: gluconokinase activity.